AUGUCUCAUCACAUUCACCACCAGAUAAUACUCAUUAGCCAACAGUUGGCCAGAGCUCUGUUGGCCUCCGGAUCUAGUCUUAAACUCCUGCCACUCAUACCGGUGUUCAUCGCUAUUAUCCUAAAAGCGCAGCUCCGGCACGAGUUGUACGUCAAACGGCUCACAUGGGAUGACCAGUACGACUACGUGGUCAUCGGCGCGGGCACUGCCGGGUCGGUGAUGGCCGCCCGACUCUCGGAGGACCCGCACGUCACUGUACUGCUGCUGGAGGCGGGCAAAGCUGAAAACAUAGUGUCAGAUGUGCCCAUGAACAGUCUAAACUUGCAAAUGACCCCAAUGGACUGGUCAUUUGAAACAGUCCCCCAAAAGGGCGCCUGCCUGGGCAUGAAGGGGCGCCGCAGCCUAUGGCCCAGGGGUCGCGUGAUGGGCGGCACAUCGACCAUAAACACAAUGGUCUAUUGUAGGGGUAAUUCACGCGAUUAUGAUCAGUGGUCGGCCAAUGGGGCGCUGGGCUGGUCGUGGCCCGAAGUGUUUCCCUACUUUAUCAAGUCCGAAGACAAUCAGGACCCGGCUAUGGUGGCCAAUGGUUACCAUGGUGUGGGCGGGCCCAUGACUGUUAGCACGUUGAAUAAUCCCCGGGUUAUGUCGCACGUGUUUUUGAGCGCCGGCCAGCACUCGGGCGUACCCGUGGGUGACAUUAAUGGUCCGAUUCAGUCGGUGUUUACGAUACCCCAGAUUAAUACCAGAGAUGGCGCCCGACUGUCCGUAGCCAAGGCCUAUCUGGAGCCACUGGCGGGCCGUAAGAAUUUGCAUGUGUUGACUAAAUCGUAUGUGACCAGGGUGCUGUUUGAUGGUGAUAAACGUGCGGUGGGUGUGGAGUUUGACCGCAUGUUUAAGAGGUAUACAGUGAAGGCCAGGAGGGAAGUGAUUGUGUCGGCCGGUGCUAUCAAUUCGCCAAAAAUACUUAUGCUAUCAGGCAUUGGACCAAAAAAGCACCUGGACUCAUUGGGCAUACCUGUUAUAUCGGACCUGAGAGUGGGUGACAAUCUUCAGGAACACGUGUCCAGCGGUGUCUUCUUCACCGUCAAUGAGACCAUUGGUAUAGACUUUCUGACAGAGAGUCAGCCCUCGUAUGUCAUGGAGUACUUCCUCUUCAGGAAGAAUAAUUUGGCCAAAAAUAUAGACGAGGGAACCGGUUAUAUAAAGACCAAGUACAAUUACCCACUAGAUGACUGGCCAGAUAUACAGUUUUUUAUGCUCCCUGGCUCAUUAACAUCAGACUUUGGGCUGCGAAUGCAAAAGAUCCAGGGCAUCAAAAAAUCAGUAUGGAAACAAGUAUUCAAACCAUACCUAGGUCAAAAUACAUUCACCAUCUACGUGGUACUGCAACGACCAAAAUCGCGCGGUUGGAUACGACUGGCCGGUACCGACCCCUACACGCAACCUCUAAUCGACCCUAAAUACUUCCAAGACGACCAAGAUCUAAACGUACUGGUAGAGGGCAUGAAAGCCGCUUAUAACCUUGCGCAAACACCGGCCAUGCAACGGUACGGGGCCCAGGCGUUUCAAACAGCGUGGCCCGGGUGCGAGCAUUACAAACUAUACUCGGACGGGUAUUUCAGGUGCGCGGCCCGCGUGUACACCACCAUCGGGUGGCACCCGUGCGGCACAUGUAAAAUGGGCGCCAAGUCUGACCCCGCGGCUGUGGUGGACACCGAGUUAAGAGUUAGAGGUGUUCACGGGUUAAGAGUAGUGGACGCCUCGGUUAUGCCUACUGUGCCCACCGGUAAUAUCAACGCACCCACACUUAUGAUCGCCGAGAAGUGCGCGGAUCAGAUGCGAGGUAGAAGGUUGACCCCGUUUUUACCCCCGAUGACACCCGAUAUGAUUAAACAGUUGCCCAAUUUGCCGUACGAGCACUGGGAUGACAAUCUAGUGAGGUGA
Messenger RNA from Medioppia subpectinata, 1944 nucleotides. The record is from the annotation of a GenBank genome assembly. NCBI's taxonomy places the organism in Eukaryota, Metazoa, Arthropoda, Arachnida, Sarcoptiformes, Oppiidae.